CUUUCUUCCUCGUUAUUUCUCCGCCGGCGAUAACAUUAUCAUUUCUUUUUCUUUUCUCUCUCUAAAAAAACUGUAACCGCUCUCAGACAACCUAGGCAGCGUGAAACCCGUUCCUCGUAUUUCUCUUUCCUUUGUCUCUGUCCCUCGUGAAUUCGUUAGUUCUUGUUUUUUUGGUCUCGAUCGUGUGAAUGGAUGUUAUGGUGGGUCCCUCUUUCUCCAUCGACGUUCCGUCAUCACCUCCGUUCACCGGGAACCGUCCGACCGGUAAAACGUUUUUCUCCGGCGGCGACUCGUCGGAGAGCUCGUCGUCGAUCGGGACACCAGAUGACAGCGACAUCGAAAACGAGGAUGUUUCUCCGAAGAGAGACCGCGAAGACGAUGAAGAAGUUCAGAGCAAGUUCAAGGGUUUGAACUCUCUCGAUUCGUUAGAAGAUUCUCUUCCAACCAAGAAGGGAUUAUCGAAUCAUUUUAUUGGAAAAUCGAAAUCGUUUUCGGAUCUAUCUCAAGUGACAAAUGUGGAUGAACUGAAAAAGCAAGAGAAUCCAUUCAACAAGAGGAGGAGGGUUUUGAUUGCAUCUAAGUUAUCAAGAAAGUCUUUUUAUUCUUGUUUCAAUCCAAAAUCAAUGCCCCUUUUGCGUGUGGAUGAGGAUGAGGAUGAUGAAGAUGAAGAAGAUCAUGGAGUGGAUAAAGAAGUUAGAGCAAAAGAGUCACCAUCAUCUUCAUGUUCUUCAAUGGAGGAAAAGAAGAAUGUGCAACAAGAUGAAGUGAUGAUGAGGCAAUUUGAAAAUAGAAUGCCUCAAAGUUAUGCUAGUCAUAUGAGGCUUAGGUUAGGGAGCUUUAAGUCUAGGAGCUAUUCUCUUGCGGAUCUACAAGAACAUGAUGAGGUGGAGGAAGAUGAUGAUGAUGAUGAAGAACAACAUUUGGAUUAAAUGUAGUACUAGUUUCUGUGUAAUUAGUAAUGAGAUUUUAAUUUAAUUUUUUUUGUAUAGAUGGAGUUUUAACCCUUUUUAUGUUUUCAUAUGUGAUAUGUGAUGCUUAUUUGAGAAUAGGAAACUCAAAUUCUCAUAUGGUUGAUUGUUCCUUGUUUAAUUUUUA
Messenger RNA from Vicia villosa (hairy vetch), 1095 nucleotides. Its product is annotated as protein OXIDATIVE STRESS 3 LIKE 4-like. Lineage: Eukaryota; Viridiplantae; Streptophyta; Magnoliopsida; Fabales; Fabaceae. The record is from RefSeq and is a predicted model, not a curated record. The transcript has 2 exons. Bases 189 to 929 code for a protein of 246 amino acids.